CCCGGAAGUCCAGACAUUUUUGACGAGUUGCCUGUACCAGUAAAACUCCCCUUUAACACACUGUUUAAGACCAUGCCAUCGGGAGAUUACAACAAUUCUGAAACGUCUUAGCACAACGAGUAUGGUGACGUAUCAGACAAUUUUGGAAUGGGCAGUUCUCCUGACUGUCUACCUGCUCUGCACUGCUUUAAUUGCAUUUGUUGGAUAUUGUCUUUAUGUGAGACAUAUUCACAAGAAAUAUGACCACAUUCCCGGACCUCCAAGGGACAACCAUAUACCGACUUUUCUGAGAGAAACGAAUUCGGAGCGUGUCGUACACGACAAAUUCCUCGAACGGGCUGAAACGUACGGCCCGGUCUACAGAAUUAACAGCUUUCAUGGUGUGGCACUAGUGGUCAGCUGCCCGGAGGCUACAAAGGAGUUUUUAAUGUCCCCCAAGUAUUCCAAAGAUCUUUUUGUCUACAAACGUCUGUUCAGCUUGUUUGGAAGAAGUUACCUACAAGGUUUAAUGGGCACCUUCAACGAGAGGGCUGAGUGUCUUAUGGAGAGGCUGGAGGAGAUAGCAGAAAAGCGGAUGACUGCCAACAUACGCCACUUGGUCAAUGUGUGUUGUGUCACACUGGAUGUUAUUUGCAAGGUGGCUUUUGGGGUUGAUGUGGACUUGCUGAAGAAUUACAACUCCCCCUUCCCAAGUGCCAUAGAACUUUGUUUGCAGGGCAUGGUUCACUAUGUUAGAGAUCCAUUCUUCACACUCUUCCCUAGGAACAAAAAGAAAGUGCAGGAGAUUAAAGAUGCUGUUGAACUUCUACGUACAACUGGAUCCCAGUGGAUACAUCAGAGGAAAAGUGCUGUGGAAAAUGGCGAUGAUGUCCCCAAGGACGUUCUUACCCAGAUGCUCAAAACGGCUGGACAGGAAACAACAGCCAAUCAGCUUUCAUUUGCCAUCAUGGAGCUAGGGAAGCACCCAAAAAUAUUAAAAAGGGCUAAAGAGGAGGUGGAUGAGGUUCUUGGAACAAAACAAGAAAUUCUGUUUGAUGAUCUUGGAAAACUGACUAACUUUUCCCAGGUCUUAAAGGAAACACUCCGCCUGUACCCCACUGCACCAGGCACAUCUCGCUGGCUCCAUGAUGGCACUGUUAUCAGUGUAUGUGCAGUCCCAGCAGGAUGUGAACUUAUUAUGGAGGCUAAAGUUGUGCUUGCAAAAAUUCUUCAAAGGUUUGAGUUCAGUCUUGUGCCUGGACAGUCUUUCAAUAUAAAGGAUACAGGAACUCUUCGCCCUCAGAGUGGAGUGCUAUGCAAGAUCAAACAUUGUUCUCAGGGCAAGAAUUAAGUAUUUGGCUUACUGAAGAUAAACAAUAUGCUAUACUUACCCUUUGAAACACUAUGCAAUAAUAUGUGCCUAUUUACUAUUAACCUAGGGAAUGUCUUCUGAAUGUGUGCUUCAGAAGCAAUAUUAAUGAGAUCUAUAAUAUUCAUAGGAGCUAUAAGUAUAACCAUAAGAUGGCAGUGUUACCAUUUUUUUACUGCCAUCUGUAUCACUGACUACUGAUCUAGUGUUGUAUUACAUUAAUAAGUGCCUUUUUGCCCAAGUGUCUUUAGGAUUUUGCUUCUGUAUGGCU
Molecule: messenger RNA, 1619 nt
Organism: Colossoma macropomum (tambaqui)
Lineage: Eukaryota; Metazoa; Chordata; Actinopteri; Characiformes; Serrasalmidae
Product: cholesterol 24-hydroxylase-like
Biological process (GO): cholesterol catabolic process
Molecular function (GO): cholesterol 24-hydroxylase activity; heme binding; iron ion binding
Source: RefSeq, a predicted model, not a curated record